UCCACAAACAACCUGAUCAGCGUAGUCAUCUCGCCUGAAAAAAUCCCUAAAAUCUUCGCCGCCACCCAAUCCGCCACCGUCGAAUCCGGCUGCGCUGCUUCCCUGAUAGUUGAUUCUCCCUUCUUAUCACUGUACUGCUUUUCCUUCCUUCUGAAACUUCCAGUUCCUACGUGCUCUCAGAGGUUUCUAGGGUUCCAGAGCUUCGACGCCGCCAAAUGUGGUAAAUAGAUUAUCAUCAUUCACCUGCUUUUGAAUUCGUCGUAGGUUGUUCGAUUUGCCGAUGUCGAUGAGAAGUGGCGAGGAUUUAUUCGUUGGUCUCUUGAAUCGGGUUAUCUCAUGACGGAGACUGAUCAACCGGAGGAGAGUCCUCCGAUGGCGGGAGAGAAUGGUAGUAAUGAGAACGAGGAUAUCAGCACGGAAGAAGAGGAAGAGGAAGAAGAUGACUUGGAUUUCAAUCCGUUCUUAAAGGGGACGCCAUCCCCUGAGGCUUCUUCGAGUUUGAGCUCCGAGGUCGAAGCUUUAGACGAUGCUUCUUCCCCAAAACCAACUGGCGAGGUUCAGAACUUCCCCGUCGGAGAUUCCGAGCACGGCGAAGAGGUUGUGAUGCAGACAUCAUGUUCCCCCGAGGAAGGCGAGAAGGGCCAAUUUGGGAGGAAGAGGUCGAGUUCUCAACAGGAUGAGUUAAGUGGAGAUUUCGACGAUGAGGACGCGAUCUGCAAGCGGACUAGGGCACGUUAUUCGCUGGCGAGUUUCACACUUGACGAACUGGAGAAUUUUCUCCAGGGAACGGAUGACGAGGAUGAUUUACAGAACGUGGAUGAUGAAGAAGAGUACAGGAAGUUUCUUGCGGCCGUGUUACACUCCGGGGACGGAGAUGAGCAGCCGGCACUAGCUGAAGAAAUUGGCGAUGAUGAGAACGAUGCAGACUUUGAGAUAGAGCUUGAAGAGCUGCUGGAGAGUGAUGUAGAUGAUAGUGCAAGAGAUAAGGAUAGGAAAAUUAAGACAAGGCAGAAUAGAAGUGCUCGGAAUAAGAAAAAGAAUAAGAAGCUCUUGGAACAGACGAAGAGGCCAUUGCGGCCUCUUCUACCGAGCCUACCGAAUGGUGGGGUGGCCACAUUUCCUAGUUCAUGUGGCAAAGUGUUGGCACUUGAAGCGGCUGCAGUGCAUCAACCUUCCGAGAAUCCACUGAUCAAUGGAUUUACUCCACAGCAGAUAGGCCAACUGCACUGUUUGAUACACGAGCAUCUGCAGCUGCUUAUCCAAGUGUUUUGUCUAUGUUUCUUCGAUUCUUCCAGGAAGCAUAUUGUUACUCAGAUUCAGGGUUUCAUUUCAGAGAUUCUGCACAAAUGCAGUGAGGUUGGGGUAUGGAGAAGUUUACCCUUUCCUGACAUUUGCUUCAAUCCUCGUUACAUGCGCCCUUCAGUGACAGAUGAGCUGAUAAAUUCUGAACAAACUGCUGAAUCUUUCUGGGUGCCUUGCGUUAGGGGACAAGUGGUGUCGAUUCUGGAUGUUGCUCCGCUACAUUUAGUUGGAAAGUUUAUUGAAGAUACUUGCAAUGCUGCCAAGGAGUAUCAAAGACGCUGUGUUGAAUCUAGUUUUGAUGGGCAAUAUAAAAAGGAACCACUCUUCCAACUUCCUUAUCUUCCAUCACCAGUGGAGGCAAAUGGUGACCCAGCAGCACCAUUGACACCUGGGCAGGAAUUGCCUAAGAAGACAUUGGCUGCAUCGAUUGUCGAACGUGCCAAAAAGCAGUCGAUAGCUUUGGUCCCUAGAGAUGUUAGCAAGUUGGCGCAGAGAUUUUUUCCAUUUUUCAAUCCAGCAUUGUUCCCUUACAAGCCACCACCUACAUCUUUAUCAAAUAGGAUCCUUUUUACUGAUGCAGAGGAUGAGAUUCAAUUCUCUUCUCGGGGAUUUUGGUGCAGAUUGUUGGCAUUGGGAAUGAUGGAAUUUAAUACAGAUUGGGAGGUGAUUCAGCAGCGUUUCCUUCCUUGCAAAUCCAAGCACCAGAUAUAUGUCCGGCAGAAAAAUCGGUGUUCAUCCAAGGCACCAGAAAAUCCCAUAAAGGCAGUUCGUAGAAUGAAAGCCUCUCCUCUAAGGGCUGAAGAAAUCGAACGUAUCCAAGAGGCACUGCGAGUGUACAAAAUGGACUGGAUGUCAAUAUGGAAAUUCAUUGUCCCUCAUAGAGAUCCUUCUUUAUUACCACGGCAAUGGCGGCUUGCCCUCGGUACUCAGAAGUCGUAUAAACAGGAUGCUGCUCAAAAAGAGAGGCGGAAAAAAUAUGCAUUUAAUAGGAGGAGCAAAGCUGCAGAUUUGUUGAAUCAGAAAACGACAUUGGAUAAGGAGCUUUACCGCAACAACUCACAAAAGGUUAGGGAUAAUAUUGUUGAUAAUCAAACUGAAGCGUAUGUUCAUCGGGCAUUCUUGGCAGACUGGCCACCGGUUUCUUCAUAUCCUCCAUUGCCUGCAAACCUAAUGGGAAAAUGCCUGCCGGCAGAUUCAUUAAGACAAGCUAUUCGGACCGGGAAGCAACUGAAUGUCUCAGUAGUUCCUGGUGAAUCUCCACACCAGAAUAUAUACAACCAUCAACAACCUGGUACCACGUCUCCUUUCAGUCGGUCUGCACAUUCCCCUACUACUACUAAUCAACUAAACCAAGAACCAGUUCAUGGAAUGACAUCAGCAGAUAUCCCCAAGCCAACAAUGAGUUUGUGGCCUUACAGAACUCGUAAGAAGAUAGGUACACGUUUGGUUAAAUUAGCACCUGAACUCCCCACCGUGAAUCUUCCACCUUCUGUUCGUGUAUUAUCUGAAUCAGCUUUCAGGAGCAACCACUCCGGAGCAAUUUCUAGGGUUUCCAGUACCAAGCCUGGUUCUGGAAAAGAUGAUUCAGCGCCUCAACUUCUCGAGGAUGAAAGAGUUAAUGAUUCGGAACUUCAGAUGCAUCCUUUACUGUUCAAGUCUUCUGAAGCUGAGGGCUCUCUUUAUAACCCGUCAAAGUCUACUACUGCUGGCUCUUCUAGUUCGUUCAGUUUCUUUUCUGGGAAUCCUCCACAUCUGAAUCUCAGCCUCUUUCAUAAUCCUCGCCAUGUUGGUGAUUGUUCUGCUAAAUCCAUUCGAACAGAGGAAUGUAGUUCAUCAGCAUCAGGCGGCAUCGAUUUCCAUCCUCUUCUGCAGCAAGCUGAUGACGGAAAUAGUAACUUAGUUAUGCCUGUAUUAAACAUCUACCAAUCUAAUGCCAUUGGCCCAAUUGAGAAAGGUCAUGAACUGGACCUCGAGAUUCAUUUGAGUUCUGCAUCUAGAAACAAGAAGAACAGGGUAACCAGAGAUGGUGGUGGUUCGGUUAAUCAAUCCACUUCGGCCAAAGGUACCAUAAAGAGACCUAUGGCCAAGGACAGCCGUGUGUCUGGGGCUACUGAUUCAUCUAGGCUGGAAAGCAACAAUGCUGACUCAUCAACAAGCAGUAAAGGUCGUUCAUAUAUUGAAGAUAUGGGUUGUCAGUCCUUGCAAGAGAUUGUGAUGGAACAGGAAGAGCUGAGUGACUCUGAUGAAGAAUUUGAAGAGAAUGUAGAGUUUGAGUGUGAGGAGAUGGCUGAUUCUGAAGGGGAAGAAGGUUCUGGCUGUAAAUCGAUUGGUGAUCGGCAAGAUGAGACGGGAAACCUCAAAGUUUCAACCCAGGAAGUCGUUUCAACUAACGGCAAACAUACUUGUAACCAAACCCAUGGGAACUCUUCUGCCCCAGAAAUAGGCAGCAGCAGCAGUCCUUUGUUGAAGAAGCUAAGUCUGACGAUGCUGGGGAAGGAUAAAAAAAGCAACACUUGGUUAAGCUUAGACUCUGGAGCACCAAACGAGCAUGACGAUGCUGCUCCAGGACAUCAGGUAGAAAGCGGGCCUUCUGGUCAGCAGGAUGUUACUGACAUGGCGCAACAACUCAGCCUCGGUCCUCUUGCUUCUUCAACGGCGAAGAAAUCAAGGGGCCGUGCUACUCGAGGUAGUACGAACUUGAACUCGGAGAUCACAGACCAAGAAAGUUUUCCUGAGAGUACUCUAGCCAUGGCCUGCUCCAAUCUGACAAUGUGGGCCUCCUCAAAAACCUCCCUCUCCGACGCUUCACCGCUCUCCUUCCGCUCCUCCGUCUCGCCGUUCCAAAUCCCAUCUCCCAAUUCUUCCCCUUCUUCCACCUCCAGACCCACCUCUGUUUCCCCUGUUCAGUGCAACCUCCGCGAGCUCCGAACCCGAAUCGAAUCCGUCAAGAAUACCCAGAAGAUCACCGAGGCCAUGAAGCUCGUCGCCGCCGCCAAAGUCCGCCGCGCCCAGGAGGCCGUCGUCAACGGCCGCCCCUUCUCCGAGACCCUCGUCGAGGUCCUCUACAACAUCAACGAGCAGCUCCAGACCGAAGACGUCGACGCCCCGCUGACCAAAGUCCGGCCCGUGAAGAAAGUCGCCCUCGUCGUCGUCACCGGAGACAGAGGGCUCUGCGGCGGGUUCAACAACCAGAUUCUUAAAAAAGCAGAGAACCGGAUGAAGGAUUUGAAGGCUCUGGGGAUUGAGUUUACUCUCAUCAGCGUGGGCAAAAAGGGGAAUACUUACUUCUCCCGCCGUCCCUACAUCCCCGUGGAUCGGUUCUUGGAAGGGACCAACUUGCCGACGGCGAAAGAUGCUCAGGCGAUCGCCGACGAUGUCUUCUCCCUCUUCGUGAGCGAGGAAGUCGACAAGGUCGAGCUUCUGUACACAAAAUUCGUCUCGUUGGUGAAAUCGGACCCUGUGAUUCACACCCUGCUCCCGCUUUCCCCCAAGGGAGAGAUCUGCGACAUCAAUGGAGUCUGCGUUGAUGCCGCGGAGGAUGAGUUCUUCCGGCUGACGACCAAAGAAGGGAAAUUGACGGUGGAGAGGGACAUCGUGAGGACGGCGACACCCGAUUUCUCCCCGAUUUUGCAAUUCGAGCAGGAUCCGGUGCAGAUCUUGGAUGCUCUGCUUCCCCUGUAUCUGAACAGCCAGAUUCUGAAGGCGCUGCAGGAAUCGCUGGCGAGUGAGCUCGCCGCGAGGAUGAGCGCGAUGAGCAACGCGACGGAUAAUGCUUCGGAGCUGAAGAAGACGCUGUCGAAUGUUUACAAUCGGCGGAGGCAGGCGAAGAUCACCGGUGAGAUUCUGGAGAUUGUUGCCGGAGCCGAUGCUCUUGUGUAA
This is a messenger RNA of Linum tenue, 5181 nucleotides long. Lineage: Eukaryota; Viridiplantae; Streptophyta; Magnoliopsida; Malpighiales; Linaceae. The record is from the annotation of a GenBank genome assembly.